AUAUAGUGAAUGCGGGGUCCGGGAGAGAGGAUAUAGUGAAUGCGGGGUGUCCGGUGAGAGCGGAUAUAGUGAAUGCGGGUCCCGGGGAGAGCGGAUGUAGUGAAAUGCGGGGUCCGGGUGAGAGUAGGAUGUAGUGGAUGCGGGGUCCGGGGAGAGCAGAUAUAGUGAAUGCUGGGGUUCCGGGGGGAGCGGAUAUAGUGAAUGCGGGGUCCGGGGGAGCGGAUAUAGUGAAUGCGGGGUCCGGGGAGAGCGGAUAUAGUGAAUGCGGGGUCCGGUGAGAGCGGAUAUAGUGAAUGUAGCGGGUCCGGGGAGAGCGGAUAUAGUGAAUGCGGGGUCCGGGAGAGCGGAUAU
Staurois parvus is the source of this 351-nucleotide messenger RNA. NCBI's taxonomy places the organism in Eukaryota, Metazoa, Chordata, Amphibia, Anura, Ranidae. The record is from the annotation of a GenBank genome assembly.